GUGAAGCAGCAUCUGUAUGAGGCGAGAGAAGGAACCUGCGUGCAAUGGAGGAGCCCUGCUAGAGCUGCACUGCCGCUGUUGUCAGUACCACAACCACCACCACUCAGGAUUGUGUAUUGAUGGAAAAGACUUAAGCAGUGCAUAUCCGAGGUAAUCCAUUGAGAUUGCAUGUCGUUUUUCUGGAGCUCUGUGAUGCCCAAGGGACUAGGUGUGUGGAUCCAGUGCCACCUCUGAUACGAUGUUUAGAGCAGGAGGGGCAGCCACCUCUCUUGCAUUGCUGCUGCUGCUGCCUUUGCUGUGCUGUUGCCACCUGUGCCACUCACUGCGGGUUCCAAAACUCUCCUCCUAUGCAAAAGCAGAGGACAAGCUGUUCAAAUACCUCUUUGGAAACUACCAGAAAUGGGUUCGUCCAGUAGAAUACUUAAACCAGACGAUACGGGUGAAGUUUGGACUUGCUAUCUCCCAGCUGGUUGAUGUGGAUGAGAAAAAUCAGCGGAUGACAACCAAUGUGUGGAUGAAACAGGAGUGGAUUGACAUGAAGCUGAGAUGGAACCCUAAUGACUAUCUGGGUAUCACCAUAAUACGAGUCCCGUCAGACCGCAUCUGGCUCCCUGACAUUGUACUGUAUGAUAAUUCGGAUGGGCGAUUUGAGGGAACGGUCACUAAGGCUGUUGUAAAGUAUGAUGGAACCAUAACAUGGACCCCACCAGCCAAUUACAAGUCAGCCUGCACCAUUGACGUCACCUUCUUCCCCUUUGACCUCCAGAAUUGUUCUAUGAAGUUUGGUUCUUGGACGUAUGAUGGAUCCCAGGUGGAUAUCACACUGGAAGACUUCCACGUGGACAAGCAGGACUAUUUUGACAACGGUGAAUGGGAGAUAGUAAAAGCCACUGGCAGCCGUGGUGUCAGGACAGACAGCAGCUCAUCCUAUCCCACCAUAACCUACUUCUUCAUCAUCCGCAGGCUGCCUCUUUUCUACACCCUCUUUCUUAUCAUUCCCUGCAUUGGCCUUUCCUUCCUCACCAUCCUUGUCUUCUAUCUGCCUUCUAACGGAGGAGAAAAGAUCUCUCUCUGCACCUCAGUCCUGGUAUCACUCACGGUUUUUCUCCUGGUCAUCGAAGAGAUAAUCCCGUCCUCCUCUAAGGCUAUCCCUCUCAUUGGAGAGUAUCUGGUCUUCACCAUGAUCUUUGUCACUCUCUCUAUCAUCAUCACUGUCUUUGCCAUCAACAUCCACCAUCGCUCCUCUUCUACACACCAUGGUAUGGCACCCUGGGUGAGGAGGAUUUUUCUGCACCAGCUGCCUAAGCUGCUGUGCAUGCGCAGCCAUGCAGAUCGCUACGCCACAGCUGGAGCAGCCAGAGCCAGAGGUGCAGUAGGACUGGGUCUGAUCAAGGACCCACAACCUGAACUGACUCCUCUUCUCUACACCAGACACAGCCUCGAAGCUGCUUUGGAUUCAAUUCGCUAUAUCACCAUGCAUGUGGUUAAAGAAAAUGAGGUCAGAGAGGUGGUUCAAGACUGGAAGUUUGUAGCCCAGGUCCUGGAUCGAAUGUUUCUUUGGGCUUUCCUCUUGGUGUCUAUCCUGGGCUCUGCUCUCCUCUUCAUACCAGUUAUUUACAAAUGGGCCAACAUCAUCGUCCCUAACCACGCUGGAAGCAUCCUCUAAUAACCACGCUCCAGCUCACAACUGACUGAUGGAGGCAAAGCACAUAAAACAGCUUGUUAUGGCUCAUAGUUGGGACUGAAAUAGUGAGAUUAGCACUCAGAUACUGGCCCUGCUGUGAUUAUCUGCAGUCACUCUCUGAGCUGAAGCUGUGCCAGAGAUCAGGCUGCUGUUUGCUGAGUUUAUCUCGCAGAAACAUGUUUUUACUUUGAGGGGGAUUUAGAGUUCUGUAUUUGUGAGAAAAAUGAUAAAAACAGAUUUAUUUCAGCUCAGUACAACUUUGUCCCUGUCAUGGCAGCUCAUCAAUAAGAUAAAUAGAUCCACACACAAUAGAUGGAAGGGGACUUUUGUUCUAAUUUUACAUAGAGCUUUACAUCUUUCUAUUCACUUUCUAUGAUAGUCUCUGAUUCGGAAGCUUACCACUUUAUCUGUAGUACAUACUUUAAAUAUAAUGAAUGAUUCAACCCUGAUAUCAUGGCAUCAGCAACUGUCAUGUUUAUAUUGAAAUUCAGUGGAAUAUUCUGGAAGGUAAUCAUUUGAAAUUUGAUGUAAGAGCUGGAGCACAAUUCUCAGAUGAGAACUACAGAAAAUUCUAUAAAAACACCUAUGUCGCUACAGUUACAUAAUCUCAAUUUACACAUGAUAAUUCUGAGUGCAUGCAGGUCAAGCACAGAUACCCACAUGGUUUAAUAUUUCUCUAUUUAUUCCACUUGACUGUGUGUGGGAUGAAGGAGAGGUUGACUUUCUUGCCAAUACUUGAAUUUCUCCAGCACAGCUUCCUCUCAGCAAGAGGACAUAUUCUUCUGUGGACUGUAAUACUAUCCUUUGUAUGAGACAGGUACAAAGAUAAUAUAAAUCCAGGAUGUUUUUAGCCUACUGUAGCUUAGCAUUAAGACCUAGCGUCAGUUAAAAUGAGGCAGGCCUUGUUGUUUGAUUGAUGUUGCAUGCAGAUACCUCAGAAGACUUAGAGACAAGUAAUAACAGGCCAGAGGUUCUCUAUAUUCACCACCAUCAACAACGAGGAAGUCGCUGUCAGCCUUUGUUGAGCCUGCACUGCCACUGCAUGGCCA
Messenger RNA from Cheilinus undulatus (humphead wrasse), 2733 nucleotides. It is a transcript of the gene chrna5, whose product is annotated as cholinergic receptor, nicotinic, alpha 5. The record is from RefSeq and is a predicted model, not a curated record. Gene Ontology annotation, molecular function: acetylcholine-gated monoatomic cation-selective channel activity; transmembrane signaling receptor activity. The transcript is spliced from 9 exons. Gene Ontology annotation, biological process: regulation of membrane potential; chemical synaptic transmission; monoatomic ion transmembrane transport. The coding region runs from base 239 to 1666 and encodes 475 amino acids. NCBI's taxonomy places the organism in Eukaryota, Metazoa, Chordata, Actinopteri, Labriformes, Labridae. Gene Ontology annotation, cellular component: synapse; postsynaptic membrane; neuron projection.